GAGCCGAGCCCAGCCCAGCCGAGCCUAGCCGAGUCGAGCCUAGCCGAGCCGAGCCGUGCUGUGCCGUGCCCUGCUGUGCCGGGCCGUGCCGCCCGGUUCCGCUGCUCUCCGCCCCGCGCCGCCCCUCCGGGGGGCCGAGCGGCGCGUCCACCUGCCGGCCCCGCCACCCGUCAGUCCCGCCAUGGCGCUCGGCGGGGUCGGUCGCGGCGCGGCGCGGGCCGCCUGGCCCCGGCUGCUGCUGGCGGCGGCGGCGGCGGCGCUGGCGCUGGCGGGGCCGGCGCUGCCCGAGGUGCUGUUCCGCUGCCCGCCCUGCACGGCGGAGCGCCUGGCCGCCUGCCCCCCGGCCGCCCGCCCGCCCUGCCCCGAGCUGGUGCGGGAGCCGGGCUGCGGCUGCUGCCCGGUGUGCGCCCGCCUGGAGGCCGAGGCGUGCGGCGUGUACACGCCGCGCUGCGCCGCCGGCUUGCGCUGCUACCCCGACCCCGGCGCCGAGCUGCCCCUGCAAGCCCUGGUGCAGGGACAGGGCACCUGCGCCCGCCGCCGCGACACGGCCGAGUACGGCGCCAGCGCCGAGCGCCCCGCAGAUAAUGGUGAUGACCGGUCCGAGAGCAUUCUUGCCGAGAACCACGUGGAUGGCACUGUGGGGAUACUGAGCGGAGCUGGUGGGAGGAAGCCCAUGAAGACAGGCAUGAAGGAGCUGGCAGUUAUGAGGGAGAAGGUGAAUGAGCAGCAGCGGCAGAUGGGCAAAGUCAGCAAGGCCCAUCACAACCAUGAAGACUCCAAAAAGUCACGGCUGUCGACGGGCAGGACCCCUUGUCAGCAGGAGCUGGAUCAGGUCCUGGAACGCAUAUCCACUAUGCGGCUGCCAGAUGAGCGAGGUCCCCUGGAGCACCUCUACUCCCUUCACAUCCCCAACUGUGACAAGCAUGGCCUGUACAAUCUCAAGCAGUGCAAGAUGUCUGUGAACGGGCAGCGCGGCGAGUGCUGGUGUGUGGACCCAAUCCACGGGAAGGUGAUCCAGGGUGCACCCACCAUCCGCGGGGACCCCGAGUGCCACCUCUUCUACUCAGCGCAUGAGCAGGAGGACCGGGGAGCACAUGCCCUGCGGAGCCAGUAGACAGACAUGAUCCUGCUGGCUGGAGGUGGCUCACUGUGGCCCCAGUGCUGGAUUUUACAUGGUUUUCAGCGUGUCUCUUUAGGCUCUGGAAGAGACUGGGGUUGGGUCCUGCGUGCUGCCCUCCUUCCUCAGCUGCCUGAUUCCUGGGGAAGGGAGGGAUUACGGGAGGGGAAAGGCGGUGGGGGGUUUGCAAGGAGAAGGGACUGCUUUCUUAGUCUUUCACCCAACAUAAACCAGAGAACCGGUCUUUUUUGCUCCUCGCCCUGCAGCCCUGCCGUCCCUGCUGCUUCGUGGCAUCUUCCUCUACCCUCCAGCACAGAGUGCCAUGUGCUCCCUGACCCCUCCCAGGGGGCAAAACCCUUUGCCAUGGGUGGGAGUGAGUGAAAAAAACAAAAGAAAAAGCCCAGCCUUUGCUCCUCUUUUUCUCCCUUCCCCAAUACCAAAGACUGUAAAUACUGUCGUCUGCCUCUUGUGUCCUGCUGUCCCCCUGUCCCCCAGCCCAGCCAUCUGUCCUGGCAUGGGAUGUGGGGUGGGAACAUACCACCGCAGUUGGGACGUGUUCCCUAAGGAAGCCUUGGUGAGGGAAAGGGCUAAAGAUGAGACAGCUGCUCACCUCACCCCCUAAAAACACUCCUGGGUGCUUCCUUUCCUGGUGCUGGGGAACAGCCAACUCCAUAGGGACUGGCUUCAGCCACUGGUCCAAGAGCAUGGGGCCUUUAGGUGACGACAAAGCUAAAUGCUUGUUUUUCAAGGGGAUUUGAAGGGCUUUUGCUGAGUAUUUCUUAAGAUCAGCUUAUACUGAGGGAGCUAAAAUGAACUUGCUGAGGCUGGGUGGAAGGAUGCCUGUGUAGAUUUAGGAUAACAAGCCAGGGAAUGUCUCUCUCUUUCUCUCAUUCAUUUUUUCUUUGUUUCUAGAUAGGAAAAAAACAAAACACAUCUAAAACCUGCGCUCCCAAGCAGCUGCCCUUGUCCCUCCAUUUUUGCUUGGGACUGGAGUGAGCAUCUGCUAUUCAGCAUAUAACUUUUUCUUUUUGUAAGUAAAUUACAGUAUGUAUCUUGCUUCAUAAAGGCCCUGACAUACACACACACUCCUCUGCCCACAUACACAUUUGUAUUGAUGAAAUCCAAGUGAUUCCAGGUGCUCUGAGAGGUUUUGCGCUGGACAUGCUGUUCUGAGGAGAGAUGUGUCUCUGCUGUUAAUUCACCUGUUGAUUUCUUUCUGUACAGAACACACCGAUGCUGAGAAUAAAUAACUUCCCCAUUGCCUAAGCAAGGAGAUUUUAUUAUUUUCUUCCUUCUCUUUUUUUUUCUUUUUUUUAAAAUAUGGAUACCCUUUGUAGAGCAAUUGCAAAAAUCCUCUCCUAAGAGUAAUAAUAUUGGGCUUUCUUUAAAUGGUUUAUUGCUUUUUGCCCUGCUUCUUGGACCCACAUUUCAGAUCCCAAGUGUGAAGGGCACAGGUGGGCUCUGUAACUUAAAGCCUUUGUGACUUUUUAGAGGUUUGGACAUGGCAGUGGAGGAGACAGGGGAAGGACCCCCUUUGGAAAGUCAUGGGGGGCAUAUGUGGAUGUCUACGACUGGGAGCAUGAGAGAAGAAGAAAACACCUCCAUGCGAAACCAAGUAACUGUAAAACUGAUGCUACCUGUUUUCUGUUAACAUCUGAGGGUGUUCUGCUUUUUCAUAUAAACCUUGCACAUGCUGGCUCUCAUCUGAAGUUUAUACUUUUUGUUUUGUUUAGGAAUAGGGAAGUUUUCUUAUGUGUUUGUCUUUUUCUCUUUUGAAAAAGUUGAGCUGCAGAAAGUUGGAAUAAAUUAAAUGGGAUGCCAGAAAACUGUCAUCUUCCCUCUCCCCACUGUUCACAGGACAUUUCCUUGCCUGAUGCAUCACACACAAACUUGGCCCUGUUCAUCCUUUGUCCAGGUGGUGUUGCAAACCCCAGGCCUGACAGGCAGCAAUGGGAGUUUAGCUUUUCAUCGUUACUGUCCCAAGUUGUAUGAGCAGGGAGGAACUGGUGUCACUCAUCCUUUGGCCAGCUGUAUUCCUGCUACACACGUGGGACCUUGUGAAUCUACAAAAUGCAACUAGGCCCUUGAAUCAGUAUCUGGCCAGUAUUUGUGUGGAGACUCUCUCCCUGCCUGACAGCAGCUAGAUUUGGUGGAAAGAGGUGGUUGUGUUCCACUUUGCUGGGUGGAGAGGAUGGCAGUGUGAAUGUCCUGUCCAACAUGAUGUUCAUGGAGCUUCCUGAGCUGCUGGGUGGCUAUGUGAGAGUGGUGAUUUCCUGCUCCUUGAGCAGGGAAGCAGCUUUCCAAGGCAAGCUCCCUCCUACCCAGUGCAGGGACCUUGGCAGAUGCUUGGGCAAAGGCUGUAAGGACAACUCCCUUGUUGUCUCUCUGCUCUCUCCAGCUUCCCAGCCUUGAUACUUCAGGGGCUUCUUGAGCUGAUAGUUGCAUCCACUCAUGCUGUUUCUGAGCUGGAAGAUGGGCCUGUCCUCCGUGAAUCAUCCAGGUUCCUUUAGGUGUCUUGCUACAGUUUUGGCCUCCACUACACCCCAUGCAAAGAGUUCCUCAGCUAAGCAGGAUGAUUCAGGGAGAAACUGCAUGUGGUUUCCAUGGAGGACACUCCCAAGGACUCUCCCCUUUGCUAGCACAAGGAGAGCAAAAUCUGAGCUGGCCAGAAAGCUGACUAUAGUGUUUCCAAGUGAAGCCUUUUCCCAGAACAGGCUGUUGGGAAGGUGCAGGGAGGUUUGAGCUGUGUGUGGGACCAGAGUUUGGUUGAGCUGCUUCACCCAUGGGGCUGUAGAGACAGGUCCCUUGAAGGUUCUGCACCUUCUCCCAGGGUGAGAAGUGCUGCCAAAGGGAGUGUGACAGCACAGCUUGGUGCUUGGGCCACCACAGGGAGGCAAAGAAUAACUAAUAAUAAUAAUAAAACUCCACACUACAUUCAAUUAAAAUUGCAGCAUUGAAGGAGAGGCCCCAUGUGGCCCUGACAUCUAGCAUCCAGGUGGCUGUGGUUUCCCUUUGGCCUCCACAAAGGGAGGCAAAACUACUGGGCUGUUUCCCCUUCUGUUUAUUUUCCAUCCCCUGCCAGGAGGUUGAGUGGGACUGACACAUGCUGAGAGGCUGGGCAAUUGUGGGGAGCACAAGGAAAAUGCCUGGGGGCAGUAGGUUGCAGGGGAGGGGAAGAGGACAGGCAGGAUGUGGGGUAGCUGAAGGUGGAUCAGGUGAUGCUGGGAGUGGGGGGGAUGCCAAGUGCACUGUAGGGCACAAGGGACCUCCUGGCCAGGUGCUUCCCAGAGAGGUCUGAAGGUGACAGAGGUGCCUGAGCCCAGCCAUGCCAAGGGCCACCCUCCAGUUCAGGGGCUGGAGGUGAACAAACGGAAGCCCGCAAUCCAGCAAAGGGUGCUUGCAACUGGCCAGGGACCUUACAGAGGGGCAGAGGGAGACAACAGUAAGGCAAAAGGAGCAAAAAGCUUCUGGUUAGGCUUCCCUAGGGUUGUGAUAUGACCUUAAUGUCUGGAUAUGUCUGUGCAUGGGUUAGAUGGUUGUCGUUGCUUUGGGGUUUCAUCUGGGCCGGAUUUGUGCCAUCUGCCUGAUGGGGCACGAGGUCAGGCAUUAGGACUGUGCCAGCUGCAAGCAGGACUCUAGCUGAAACCCCAGCAGCUGUGGUGUACGCACACAGAGGUAUUUACACUGGCAAGUGAAUAUUUUCUUAAGAGUGGGUUGGGUUGGAAGGGACCUUAAAGAUCAUACAGUUCCAACCCCCACCCCGCUAGACCAGGGUGCGCGAAUGGCACGGGCAGCGGCGGCACCUCGUGGCAGCUGCGGCGCCGCGUGGCUCCUGCCCCGUGAGGUGCAGGCUCAGCCUUGUGGGGUGUCCAUCAGGGAUGGGGGGGCUGUGUCAGCACCAGGUGGUGCAGAUAGGAUGGGGGAUGCAUGUUAGUGCAGCCCUGACAACCCACGGUCUCCCCAGUGCAGGGGCAAAGGGGAUAGUUUUGCCUCCCACCCUGCUCUGGGCACGAGAGGAUGAUGCUGGGCAGUUGAAUGGAAGGGAAGAGGGGCACAGAAGGAGGGGGAGAUGAGGGGGUGAGUGGGCUGUGUGGGCAGUGGGGGAGGGUCAGAUCUGACACUGGGGAGGGCACAGGGCAGUAGGAAGAGCCACCAAGGGCUACCACAAGGUGAUGACUAUAGCCUGGCUGGGCUGCCCCAGGGAUGCUCCUGCACACUGGGAUAAAUCUUCCAGCGGCCCAGUGAGGUCUGAGGCUCAAACAUCGCAUCUGAUCCGAAGCUGUGGGGCUCAGUUUGCGAUAGCAUUUAGGAGCUUAACAUCACUGGUUGCCAGGUACUUUCUCCUGGUAAGCUUGCUGAAUGUGCACGCUGUGCCCCACCGCCACAUUCAUGCAAAGAAAAUUCUGAAAAAAAUAGGGUAGCUCUGCUUUUAUGAUACUCUAAACUCAAACCUGCAAUUUUACUGCUCAUCUAGCUUUUGAUACUGGUAUCAAAAGCUCUUCUAAACCAUUGUGUCCAUUUUGCCCCAUGCCUUGUACCUCCCCAGGCACCCCCAUGGAGCUGGAUGAGCCCUUCAGAGGGCCCAACACCACCAGCUGUGGAAUGCUCGGGGCUGGAGCAGCUCACUGGCAGGCCCCAGCACACAGAUGCUCCACAAGGGUCAGGCAGAAGCUAACUGAAUGCAUAACUUUAUUAAAUAAAUGCUUUGUCAUGAGAAAAGACAAAGAUCAAAGAGUAACAUAAAUUAUAAGUUGAAUAAAUAGUAUACAGCAAUCUUCACUUUUUAAUAAAAUGUGAGAUUUUUUUUUUAAGUACAAAAUGCUAAACAGAGCAUUAAGCUCUUCUUCCAUUGUCAGUUUUUCACAAACUGCUUUUUUUUUUCCCACCAGUAAGAUUAUGAGUAUUUCUUGUUUACUGGAAAAAAAACCAAAACAACAAAAACAAAACAAAAACGAAACAACAGAGCUACCGUAUGUAUGUAAAGCUAUAAAAAGCUACCGUAAAAUGUGUAGUGAGUAUUGCUUAAAGAUAAAAACCAGGCAGGAAACUCGGAAUCUGGUGUGUUUUUAACAAGUGUGUUACAACGGUGGGUAACGUGAGCGGUGACGUCUGUCCCGGUGGCAGUGGCAGGGGGCUGGUGGGGCUGGGGAGGGGGGCACAGUAGGCAGGGCUCCUAGCCAGGGCCAGGACAGGGGUCUGGAAGCGAGGUGAACUGUUGGUCGUUAAAUAUACAAUGCUCCAUUGGGGGGGG
Pseudopipra pipra is the source of this 6368-nucleotide messenger RNA. It is a transcript of the gene IGFBP2, whose product is annotated as insulin like growth factor binding protein 2. Gene Ontology annotation, biological process: regulation of insulin-like growth factor receptor signaling pathway. Gene Ontology annotation, molecular function: insulin-like growth factor I binding; insulin-like growth factor II binding. Bases 182 to 1114 code for a protein of 310 amino acids. NCBI's taxonomy places the organism in Eukaryota, Metazoa, Chordata, Aves, Passeriformes, Pipridae. The record is from RefSeq and is a predicted model, not a curated record. Gene Ontology annotation, cellular component: extracellular region. The transcript is spliced from 4 exons.